This is a messenger RNA of Drosophila bipectinata, 639 nucleotides long. Its product is annotated as putative gustatory receptor 59b. NCBI's taxonomy places the organism in Eukaryota, Metazoa, Arthropoda, Insecta, Diptera, Drosophilidae. The record is from RefSeq and is a predicted model, not a curated record. Gene Ontology annotation, cellular component: membrane. Gene Ontology annotation, biological process: sensory perception of taste.
AUGGAUUGGAAGGAUGUGUUCCUGUUUGUUUUUCUCUGGAAUGCCAACAAUAUUUUAUACAUCCUGCCAAUGGGCUAUUUCCUGGUGUUGUGGUUCAUCUCUCGAGGCUACGAUUACGUGAAUCACCUUGUUGACCAACAUAUCAGAGCACCAGUGGUAGAUCUGGAAGAACUGCAGCGCUUAUGGUCGUUCCACUCGGUUCUUUCUAAAGCGGUUCUGAGAGUUAAUAGGAUAUACGGCCCGCAGAUGCUGGCUAUCAGGUUCGACACCUUCAUUUUCGGCGUAAUCCAAGCCUAUUGGGGCAUAUUCUUCUCAUUUGGCGCCAAAGUACCUAAAGCAUGGCUGGUCUACGGAUCCUUCUCCUACAUUUUCCGCCUCGUGGAUGGUUUUCUCGUCGACUACAUGAGUGAGUUACUGGUGAAGUACCAAAAAUCGACCAAGAACUCCUGGAGCGAAACUAAUUGGAGGAGGGAGACUAGCGACUUUGUGAUCUACUCCAAUAGCUCUAAGCUGGAGCUCUGGACCUGCGGACUCUACAAGAAUAACCGAAGCCUGUGGCUCCAGAUGACUUUCAGCGUCUUUAACUAUUUUCUGGUGCUUCUUCAGUUCCACUUGGUGCUGGGGAAAUCGAGUCUUUAG